AUGGGCUUGCUCGGCCCGGACAUUGGGGCAGACUGCUGGGGCAUUGCCAUGGCGAGGCAUUCCAACGAGUUUCCUUUGUGCUCCGUGAACCUGCAGUCCUCGUAUGCUUCGCUGCUACGCGUCGUUACUGACAUGCUGACGACGUUCCCGAACAGGACAUUCUACCUCACUGGGCACUCACUUGGCGGCGGCGUUGCGAAGCUGGUGGACAUGGAGCUCACGUCGAGGCAUUUGACGAAGCGUCCGACGACCAUCGCCUUCUCUGCUCCAGGCCUGCUGCUGGCAUCACAGGUGCUUUACUCUGGCCACGUCAGCACUCUGCAAGAGCUCGGCAGUGCGCUCUCCAGCAUCACCAUCCGGCCAACCGGUGAUGUCGUGUCGGCUGUGGACAUUGAGCUCGGCAGCCGAAUCGCGGCGCCAUGUAGCGGCUUCGCGUUGCAAUGCCACAGCAUCUACAGCACUCUCUGGCACAUAUUCACUUUGUGUGGUACCGCUGCGACGUCAGUGAAUGUUUCGAUACCCUGCUCCUGGCCAGACUAUGUUUUCUCAAAUCGAAUGCAGUGGGAAAGGACCAUCGCGAAUUACCUGAACAAGCAUCCUGAGAAAUCCUGCCCUGGCAAAGCUGACUGA
Messenger RNA from Symbiodinium necroappetens, 630 nucleotides. The record is from the annotation of a GenBank genome assembly. Lineage: Eukaryota; Dinophyceae; Suessiales; Symbiodiniaceae.